AGACGCAAUAGACGUGAACGUAGCGCUGUUGAGCGCUAGGCAAAUACACACGCAGGUGGGAAGGGGAAGAGCAUUGUUGACAGGUGGACGGAAAUAUUUGCCCGAUAGCACAGAGGAGAUAUGGAUUUAAAUAAAACGGUGCUGUGCGAGAGCUUGAUUAUUUGGCUGCAAACCUUCAAAACCGCAGCCCCAUGUAAGACAGUGGAGGAUCUGACCUCAGGGGCAGCCAUGUCUCAGGCCCUGCAUCAGAUAGAUCCUUCAUGGUUCAAUGAGAGCUGGCUGGCUCGCAUUAAAGAGGAUGUUAAAGAUAAUGUGAGACUCAAGAUGAACAACCUCAAAAAGAUCUUGCAGAUGAUUGUUGAUUAUUAUAAUGAGGUUUUGGCUCAGCAGAUCACAGAUUUCCCUCUACCUGACCUGAUGCGUGUGGUAGAGCAGUCUGAUCAAGUAGAGCUGGGACGCCUCCUGCAGCUCAUCCUGGGGUGUGCAGUCAAAUGUGACAGGAAACAAGAGUAUAUCCAGAUAAUCAUGACCUUGGAGGAAUCUGUACAGCAUGUGGUGAUGACUGCCAUUCAGGAGCUUAUGAGCAAGGAGACUAUGUCUCAGUUAGGAACAGAACAUCCUGGAGAUGUUGACCAACAGUUAAAGAAAGCCUUGGAGGAUCUGACUGAAGUCAUGGCAGAGAAAGAAGAAUUGGCACAGCGCUGUCAGGAGCUCGACAUGCAGAAUCAUCCUACAUCACUGCAGAAGUACCGACCCAGUGUUUACAAACUGAACACGGAAAGAAGGUCAAACACCCUUUACAAAAAAAAGGUAACAAUGCUACAGGAGGAAAGAAACAGCCUCCUGGCAGAAAAUGACCUCCUGACUGAUCGAGCCAGUCAGCUUGAUACUUUCGAUGACCCCAGCACUCCAUCAGGGAGGAAGCACAGCCAGCUACAACUACAGCUAGAGCAGCUUCAGGAGGAAAACUUCAGACUCGAGGCAGCUAAAGAUGAUUACCGCAUCCACUGUGAAGAGCUGGAGAAACAACUAGUGGAGCUUCAACAUCGCAAUGACGAACUGACCAGCCUGGCUGAGGAGUCGCGAUCGCUUAAAGAUGAAUUAGACAUAUUAAGGAGCUGCUCUGACCGGGCAGUCAAGCUAGAGGCCUCUGUUGAGACGUACAGGAAGAAGUUAGAAGAUCUAAGUGACCUCAGACGGCAAGUGAAAGUUCUGGAGGAGAAGAAUAUGACCUACAUGCACAACACAGUCAGCCUUGAAGAGGAGCUACGCAAGGCUAAUGCUGCAAGAGCUCAGUUAGAGACAUAUAAGAGACAGGGUCAGGAGCUCCACAGGAAACUGUCUGAUGAGUCCCGCAGGGCUGAUAACCUGGCUUUCGAGAUGAAGAAAUUUCAGGAGAAAUAUGAUGCUCUACAAAAGGAGAAAGAGAGGAUCAGCAUUGAACGGGACACUCUCCGAGAGACUAAUGAAGAGCUACGCUGCACACAGGCCCAACAGGACCAAUUAUUACAAGCAGGAAAGUAUCAAACAGGAAGCCCAAGCCAUGAUAACCUUGCAGCUGAGAUGUUGCCCAUUGAGUACAGGGAGAAGUUCAUCCGUCUGCAGCAUGAGAACAAGAUGUUGCAGCUGCAGCAGGAGGAGUCAGAGAACGAGCGCAUAACUGAGCUGCAGGAGCAGCUGGAGGACGUCCGGCGUGGACGCAGCCAACUCGACACCGAGAACAGGUUAAACAGAGAAAGAAUCAGUGAGCUCCAGCAGCAGGUAGAGGAUUUGCAGAAGGCCUUGCAGACACAAGGAGCCAAACCUGAAGAUUCUCAUCUGAAGAGGAAGCUGGAUGCUCAUAUGGUGCAACUGAAUGAAGCACAAGAUGAAAUCAUGAAGAAGAAAGAGCUGUUGGAGGACCUUCAGCCAGAUGCUACUCAAACCAGUGUGAAGAUGGAUGAGCUGACAGCAGCGCUGAAGAAAAAAGAUGAGGACAUGAGGGCGAUGGAGGAUCGAUACAAGAUGUACCUGGAGAAAGCCCGUGAUGUGAUUCGAGCUCUGGAUCCCAAGCUAAACCCAGCCUCAGCAGAGAUUCAGUCACUGAAAGCGCAGCUUUCUGAGAAAGAUAAGAAGAUCAUUGCUCUGGAGCGGGAGUGUGAGCAGGCCAAACUGAGGGAGUAUGAGGAGAAGUUAAUUGUGACAGCUUGGUAUAAUAAGAGUUUGAACUUCCAGAAGAUGGCAAUUGAGUCACGGCUUAGCGGGCGAGCCAACUCUAUAUUGCCUCCCGGCCAGUCCUUCCUGGCACAGCAACGUCAGGUGACCAACGCCCGGCGCACCAUGUCCAUGAACGUGCCUGCCACUUCUUCCAAGUAACCUUGUCCUCAGUACCUCCCAGCUUCCUGCUCUUCUCCUCCUUUCCCUCACACGUACACUCAAGUGACCUUAAGUACACUUCUAAACCAGGGGACAAGCAUGCCAUGAUGAACAUUAGCAUGUCCCAAUGUGCUCACUCUCUACAGUUACACAUGUAUAAUUAUGUACAUAAGGGGCUGAACUCUGAUGAAACUUACUCAAUCAGCACACUAUGACGUACAGUAGCAGUCUUUUUCACUCUCAGUACUAAACAAUCACCAGUAACAGUCUGCAGCAGGGUCACUUCUGAACCAGCAUCCAUACUAAAGGUUACUAAAGGUCAGGCUCAGUCAGAUUGUGCGGGAAGAAAUGCAUGCUUUUGCUAGAAAUGACUUCCAAUGAUACACUAUGCAGCCGUAGAAUAUAUUUGUAAUCGCGCAGGUUAUGUCAUAUAAAACAUUAUAUGCAGAGUGUACAUUUUGCCCUAACCAAUCAAAAUCAGUGGAUCAGGAUGACGAUGUAUUUGGUGCUGGACACCAAAAUUCUUAGUUUGUUCCUAAUACAAUAACAACAGCAACAAGCAUUGAAAGUACAUUAAAAUAGACAUGCAUAUAAUCACUCAAAUUGAUUAAAACUGAAUCCAGGUGCUUCAUUCAGUCAGUUAUGGUAUUUUAUAUUCAUUUGACUGUGAUGGGACUCUUGCAUGCUCUUUUAACAAGCAGAAGGGCCUUUUUUUAAAUGUUUCCUGUCUGUGUAAAGACCUCAAGUAUCAGGAUUUGAACACCAGCACAAAUUAUAGCAGGCCAUAGCAAAUCGCUGUGACGGCUUUGAAUGUGUUGUACGCCGCUCUUUAAAAAUACAUGCGUGACUUGUGAAACAUAGCUGCAUUGUGAAAUGGCUUUGGCUGCUUUGUGAAAAUCUGCCCCUGCUUAGGUCGACUCGAUUGAGCUAUAUGCUAAUAGACUAGCUGUCGCGUUUCGAAUAAAACACACACUGUUUAUGUUUGGAGAUUCUUAUAAAUUCUCUAUUAAUUCUGUUUUAAAAGGUAAGGGUAAUCAUUGCAGUUCUGAUUUGAUUAGUCUUUUCUGGUGUUUUAUUCAGGUAGGCUUUUUGGCCUGUGAUGGGUAAAUGCUGAUGUUUUUUGACAUGCUAAUAUUUAUGUACGACGUGGUCCAAGGAAGAACUCUUAAAUUUGUGUACUCAAUUUUAUGAGCACUGUCAUUGUUUGUGAGAGAUGAUAAAUAAUAAGAUUGGAUUCAUAUGGUAUUAGAGUAACGUUAAUAUUUGGAGUUAAAGAGCACUUGCAGCCUUCAUUUACAUGUGAUGAAUAAAAACUCUAAAGUUUGUU
This is a messenger RNA of Labeo rohita (rohu), 3682 nucleotides long. RefSeq names its product hook microtubule-tethering protein 1 (gene hook1). Gene Ontology annotation, biological process: cytoskeleton-dependent intracellular transport; cytoplasmic microtubule organization. The transcript has 23 exons. The record is from RefSeq and is a predicted model, not a curated record. The coding region runs from base 121 to 2355 and encodes 744 amino acids. Gene Ontology annotation, molecular function: microtubule binding; dynein light intermediate chain binding. Gene Ontology annotation, cellular component: cytoplasm; centrosome. NCBI's taxonomy places the organism in Eukaryota, Metazoa, Chordata, Actinopteri, Cypriniformes, Cyprinidae.